Ylistrum balloti is the source of this 582-nucleotide messenger RNA. RefSeq names its product basic helix-loop-helix transcription factor amos-like. The transcript has a single exon. Bases 1 to 582 code for a protein of 193 amino acids. The record is from RefSeq and is a predicted model, not a curated record. Lineage: Eukaryota; Metazoa; Mollusca; Bivalvia; Pectinida; Pectinidae. Gene Ontology annotation, molecular function: protein dimerization activity.
AUGAUGAUGUCAUGCGAGGGUCAGUUAGCCCUGUCAUACACCCAGCUGACCACAGUGACCAGUGAGAACCAGACUGUCAAUACUCGGCAUAAUGUGCCCCUAACGGUUAACUUGGGUACUAUGGACAUUGGGCGGGAAGAUAUUGGAGCUGAUGGGAGCGAGCUUGGUUCUCCAUCAACCUAUAUCGCCAGUGACAGCGAGCUUACACCCUGUUCCCUGGGGGCAACGCCGGAUACACCCAUGAGCCCGUACGCUAAUGUUCACAAACAUUUUGUUUUUCCGGGAGAAAGUGGUUUCCAUCAUAGCUCCUCUAUCAAUGUACAACAAAGUAAAACACCCAGAAAAAUUAGUACGUCCUCCUCUCGAAGACGGAAUUCCUUGACUCCAGGAAGAGAAGUGUUACGGAAAAGGCGACUGGCUGCAAAUGCUAGGGAAAGAAGGAGAAUGGAAAGUUUAAAUGUGGCCUUUGACAAACUACGUGAUGUGGUGCCUUCCAUUGGAGACGAUCAAAAAUUGUCAAAGUAUGAAACACUUCAAAUGGCGCAAAGUUAUAUCAAUGCAUUGAAAGAUUUACUUUCCUAG